Molecule: messenger RNA, 701 nt
Organism: Urocitellus parryii (Arctic ground squirrel)
Lineage: Eukaryota; Metazoa; Chordata; Mammalia; Rodentia; Sciuridae
Source: RefSeq, a predicted model, not a curated record
CGCAAGGUCCCAGACUCUUUGGCAUGGGGUGCGGGUGGUUCCUGCUGUUGUGGGUGCUCCCCCAGGCGUGGGGAAGCUCUGASGUCCUGCGAAGGAGUGUCCUCUUCCGCUAUCUCCAGAUCUCGUCCUUCACUAACAGCAGCUGGAUGCGAACCGAUGCCUUGAUCCUGUUGGGGGAGCUGCAGACGCACAGUUGGAGCAACGCCUCGGACACCAUCAGCUUUGUGAAGCCCUGGGCCCAGGGCACCUUCAGCAGCCAGCAGUGGGUCCACCUGCAGAAUAUAYUUCGGGUUUUUCGAAGCAGCUUCACCAGGGACAUACAGGAAUUCGCCAAAAUGCUGUCCUUAGAGUAUCCCAUGGAGCUGCAGCUGUCUGGUGGCUGUGAGGUGCACCCUGGGGACGUCUUUCUCCAUGUAGCAUAUCAAGGAGAACAUAUCCUGAGUUUCCAGGGAACUGCUUGGGAGCCGGCUCCACAGGCCCCACAUUGGGUUGAUUUGGUCAUCAAAGUGCUCAACCAGGACGAUGGGACAAGGGAAACAGUGCAGUGGCUCCUCAAUGACAUCUGCCCCCAAUUUCUGAAUGGCCUCCUAGAGACAGGGAAGUCAGAACUGGAGAAGCAAGGUCAGUCUUCUGUCCUCUCCAUCUAUCCUACUUUUAAGCUUCAAGUAGGUUUUGCCAUCCAAGGGUUUGCUUUCUUUUAA